ACUCUCUCUCAGGAAGGCCGGGCAGAACAGCGGAGCCGCGGCCAUGUCCCGACCGCCCCAGUGCCCCGUAGUGCAGCAGCUCCGACCCGUGUCCGUCGCGCCGCGCCCGGAGCUCGCGGAGCUGCGGGAGGCCGCCUACUGCUUGGUGGUGGACGCGGACGGGAGUAGGAUCCCCUUCGGGGCCUUGUACAGGCGGCAGAAGGCCAUCGUGGUGUUUGUGCGGAAUUUCUUGUGUUACACCUGUAAGGAGUAUGUAGAAGACCUGGCAAAAGUCCCCAGGAGUUAUUUACAAGAAGCAAAUGUGAGGCUUAUAGUUAUUGGACAGUCAUCUUAUCAUCAUAUCAAGCCCUUUUGCAGUUUAACUGGGUAUACACAUGAAAUGUAUGUAGAUCCACAAAGGGAAAUUUAUAAAAUGCUUGGCAUGAAAAGAGGUGAAGGUAAUGACGUAUCAGUGCAGAGCCCUCAUGUAAAAUCAAGCAUGCUCUUGGGCAGUAUUAGAAGUAUGUGGAGAGCAAUGACUAGCCCAGCUUUUGACUUCCAAGGAGACCCUGCUCAACAGGGAGGAACUUUGAUCUUAGGCCCAGGUAAUGAAGUUCAUUUUUUGCAUCAUGAUAGAAACAGAUUGGAUCAUGUUCCCAUUAAUUCAGUUUUGCAGCUGGCAGGAGUUAAAACAGUAAAUUUCACAAACAAACCCCAGAUUAUUGAUGUAUGACACUGAGACAGUGUGUCUUUUUUAUUAUUAUUAUUCUCUACAAGAACAACACUCCAGUGAAUUCUCGACAGCUUCAGUACUCUUCAUCUUUAUAGGACAUCUGAAACUGUGUCUGGAAUACCAGAGCACAGAAUAAACUACCUGGCACUGAAGACAGACACUAAAAUACUGUUUCCAUUGUGUAUAAGAUAAUAAAAACUAAAAUACAACUGAGACCUACUGCAAAAAUUCCUGUAGCUUACUGCUUUCUCAUAUAACAAUCUUGCUAACACAUUUUAAGAAUCUUUGUUCAGAAUACACUGAACUAAAAUGUUUUUACUCAGGAAGAACUUGGGUUUCUUGCCUUCCAGUAAACCAAAUUGCAUUUAAAUCCAAAACUUUUCAGUGGCUUUAAAACCUUCAGCAUUGUGUGGGAAUCUUGUAUAAAAAAAUAAACUUCAAAAAAUCACUGUUCUAAACAA
Molecule: messenger RNA, 1173 nt
Organism: Gallus gallus (chicken)
Lineage: Eukaryota; Metazoa; Chordata; Aves; Galliformes; Phasianidae
Gene: AAED1
Product: AhpC/TSA antioxidant enzyme domain containing 1
Exons: 6
Coding region: 44-712 (222 amino acids)
Source: RefSeq, a predicted model, not a curated record